CAAAAUCUAUUAAAAAUUUGAUUUUAAUUCUCAUCAAAUAUAACCUUAAUUGAGUGGCUCAAAUGAUAAUGGCAUGCGCUCGAAAUUCCAACCAAUACCAUUGAUUUGUCUAGUCAGAGCUCAGAUAAUUCUUAUUAGAAGCUCGGCCAAAAGAUUUUCAUCAAAUCAAUAAAUUUGCCCCCUCCAACAGUUGAAAUCUUUCACCUCUGAAAAUCCCUGUUCUUGGAAAACAAAUGGCCAGGAAACCAAAACCAAAACCUUCUUUUUUCAAGGUCUUGAUUGGCAACUUCACUCCUCGAUUGCGAUUGCCGGCUCUGUUUGUGUUGAAUUAUGGUGAAAUAUUGCCUGAAAAUGUCACUCUCACGACCAACAGUGGAAAAUCGUGGAAUGUGAAAUUAGAACUAGACGAGGGGGAACAUUAUUUCUCCCAAGGAUGGGUCAAAUUUGCUGAGGAUCUUGACCUGAAAAUGGGGACAUUUCUACUAUUUCAGCUUGUUGAUAACUCGACGUUUAAUGUCUUAGCAUAUGGAUUAAGUGGCUGUGAAAUGGAAUUUGAAGACGGUGAAAGCCAGACUGACGAUGCUGAACCUGAAGAAGUGCCCCUUCGACGCUCUGCCCGCAAUGUGAAGGGGAAACAACCAGUCUACUCUCUGAAGAAAGAGGCUUGGACUAUUUGCGAUCAUAAACCUGAAAGUUCUGCUGAAACAACGAACCCACAAUUCUAUUUAACUCUGAAGGAACAUCAUCGAUAUCGAGUGACCCUUUAUAAGGAAUUUGCCACUGAGACUGGAUUAGCUUACAAAAAAGCCGUGGUGUUGGAGGAUCCACAUGGGCGUUAUUGGUCUGUUGCACUGCACUGGGCAAAGACUAGAUGGUUUAAGCUUGAAAUGGCUUCCGGCUGGUCGGAAUUCCGUAAAGCAAAUAGAUUAGCCUUUGGGGACACCUGCUCGUUCGAGUUCAUUCCUAGUAAGAAUGUCAUUCGGGUUACGGAGAUCGAGCAUGAAAAUUAGCUAGGAAAUGCGUCAUCCUUUUGUUAUUGCCUUGAAUCCUUAGUGGUUUUAACAACAGCAGAUGGUGUCUGCUGCACCUGUGUAAUAUGCCAAGGGCAAAACCUGUCUCUUUUUUCUGCUGUGUUUUCAAAUGGGAUGAUUUGCGUACAA
Olea europaea var. sylvestris is the source of this 1160-nucleotide messenger RNA. Its product is annotated as B3 domain-containing protein At3g18960-like. The record is from RefSeq and is a predicted model, not a curated record. NCBI's taxonomy places the organism in Eukaryota, Viridiplantae, Streptophyta, Magnoliopsida, Lamiales, Oleaceae. The transcript has 4 exons. The coding region runs from base 234 to 1010 and encodes 258 amino acids. Gene Ontology annotation, molecular function: DNA binding.